Protopolystoma xenopodis is the source of this 888-nucleotide messenger RNA. The record is from the annotation of a GenBank genome assembly. NCBI's taxonomy places the organism in Eukaryota, Metazoa, Platyhelminthes, Monogenea, Polystomatidea, Polystomatidae.
AUGAAUUCUUUAAUGAGCCGAUAUUCUACGCCAAUUCUGUUUACGUCGUGUGGUUCAUUUGCUCGGAAAAAUAAUUUUUUUCACCCAUCCAGAGUAGCCUCUUCUAGAAAACGUCUUCCUGAGUCUAGAGAGAUUAGGCAAGUCAGGGAUAUCAUAGAAGCCGAUUUCGUCACUCUCGGUUGGGUUCGUGGAAUAAGAAAGCAUAAGUCGAAGGUAUUCCUGGAUAUUUCAGAUGGAUCUUCAUCUAAGAAGCUCCAGGUUGUCUGCAGUCCAGAUCUAGUACCUAAGGGAAUUUCUAUUGGCUCCGCAAUAUCUGCCACUGGUUGUCUAGUAGCAUGCGCUUCUCGGGCUUCAAAAGCGAGUUCCCAUAUAAACGAGACAAUCUCCGAGGAACUUACCCAUUCAACUAGACUGUACGAGCUGGUAGCCAGCCGCUUAUGCGUUUUCGAGGAAGCUCAUCUACAAGCAGACUUGUCGAUUUCAGACUCUCUAGAAGUGGACAUUCGCUUAGACGAUAAAAGCACUCACAAGACUGCGUCUCUAUCCACUUUCCCGGGGCCGCUUGCUGCUGCUCCCUCGUCAUCCACGUCUCCAUCACAAUCUGCUUCUGCUUUAUCUUCUAUCUCUUCAUCUCUACCACCAUUAGAUAUCCGGAAGUGGGGAGCACAGAUUGUGACUAGUGGUCUGACGGACACUUCCAUUCUACCUGGGCUCGGCCUGCUGAGGUCGCAUCAGGCGCUACCAUUUCGUCACAGACUGGACCCAUUCGCAGCGAUGUUGCGUCUCCGAGCCAGGACAAAAGACUGUGUGCAUCAAGUUAUGCGGAGGCGUGGCUAUCUUGAGGUAUAUAAUCGGGUUAACUGCGCUUCCCAGACCUCAUUCUUUUAA